This is a messenger RNA of Acaulospora colombiana, 930 nucleotides long. NCBI's taxonomy places the organism in Eukaryota, Fungi, Glomeromycota, Glomeromycetes, Diversisporales, Acaulosporaceae. The record is from the annotation of a GenBank genome assembly.
AUGACUACUUUCAACGUUCAGAACCCACAAAAUAAUUCGCCCUCCACUGUUUCCCUAGAACCUAGAGUAGCAGACGAUAUUUGCAAGAAAGUUGGCGCAUUUUUGGCACGAGAAGCAGGCUUCACGAGCGUGACCCCGGCUGCAUACGAGACCCUAGGAAAUUUAGCAGGAUUAUUUAAAGCAUCACAAGCCUACGCAGAACUUUCACGUCGACCACAACCCAAUCUUAAUGACAUAGAAAAGAGUUUGAGAGAUCGGAACCUCCGAACUGGCGCGUUGGAAGGUUUUAUGGAGAAAAUUCGAGGGAAGGAAAAUUAUCGCAAUAUUGCGUCGAAAUUAUCGUCAUCUUUAAGGCCAACGUCGUCUUUAGUAAGAUUUGAACCACCGAUGUUCGCUCCGGAAGACAUAGUGGAAAGCGAAGGGGAGAACGACGAACCGAAAAGUAAACGUCAAAAAAGGUCUUCCUUAAGCUAUCCUGCUCGUCCAAGCUACGUCCCUUCGUAUUUGCCACCAUUCCCGAGCAAGCAUUCUUACAAAAGGACACCGGUGUACCUGAAACGUCAAGAUAGUGACCCAAUACAACUACGCGAACUAAGUUUGGUUCAGGUGAAAUUAGUAGAAAAAAGUCUACAAAAACUAACCCGUCAUAAUGAUGAACAAACUUUGAUUCAUUCAAACAUUCCGGAUUCCCCCUCAACUUCCUCGACCGUCGUGUCUGCUAACUCUUCACCUACAGCCAAUGAUUCGUCUGUGCCCACGUCGAUUUUAAAUUUUAAUUCUACAAUUUUGCAUACAGGUGCCGAUCAGAGACUUAAGCGUGACGUGAAGGAUAAUAGCGUGAUAACUUUAAAAGACAUGACUUUGAAUGAAGAUAAAAAGAAGCCUAAGAAGAUUCAGGUGUCUUGGAGCGAAUUGUGUAUAGGCAAAUAA